CCCAGCGGGAAGCCAAUUACGGUGCAGGUCAGGACCAUGGCGGCCUGGCUUGCUGGGAUCCGGUGGGGGACUGCCCCUGCCGCUGCCCGGAGGGGCCCGCUGGUCUCCAGCCGGAGGUGGGCCGGCGCUUCGUCAGACACCGUGUACGAUGUGGUGGUGUCCGGGGGAGGCCUGGUGGGCGCCGCUAUGGCUUGUGCCUUGGGAUAUGAUAUUCACUUUUGUGACAAGAAAAUCCUGUUGCUAGAAGCAGGUCCAAAGAAAGUACUGGGGAAGUUGCCAGAAACUUACAGCAACAGGGUCAGCUCCAUUUCCCCUGGCUCCGCAACCCUUCUCAGUAGUUUUGGUGCCUGGGACCACAUCUGCAGCAUGAGAUACAGAGCCUUUCGGCGAAUGCAGGUGUGGGAUGCCUGCUCAGAAGCCCUGAUAAUGUUCGAUAAGGAUAAUUUAGAUGACAUGGGCUAUAUAGUGGAGAACGAUGUCAUCAUGCAUGCUCUCACUAAGCAGCUGGAGGCUGUGUCAGACCGAGUGACUGUUCUCUACAAGAGCAAAGCAGUCAGCUAUACCUGGCCUUAUCCAUUUUCCAUGGCAGACUCCAGCCCUUGGGUUCAUAUUACCCUAGGUGAUGGCAGCAUCCUCCAGACCAAAUUGUUGGUUCUUGUCUCCAUGCAGAUUGGUGCAGAUGGCCACAACUCAGGAGUACGGCAGGCCGCUGGAAUCCAAAAUGUUAGCUGGAACUAUGACCAGUCCGCUGUUGUGGCUACUCUGCAUUUAUUGGAGGCCACAGAAAACAAUGUAGCUUGGCAGAGAUUUCUCCCCUCCGGGCCCAUUGCUCUGCUUCCGCUCUCAGACACUUUGAGUUCCUUGGUUUGGUCCACAUCCCAUGAACAUGCAGCAGAGCUGGUCAGCAUGGAUGAGGAAAAGUUUGUGGAUGCCAUUAACUCUGCCUUUUGGAGUGAUGCCAAUCACACAGAGUUCAUCGACUCGGCUGGCUCCAUGCUGCAGUAUGCGGUUGCCUUUCUGAAGCCCACUAAGAUCUCAGCUCGCCAGCUGCCCCCAAGUGUAGCCAGGGUGGAUGCCAAAAGCCGAGUACUGUUUCCUCUUGGGUUGGGACAUGCUGCUGAGUACGUCCGGCCUCGGCUGGCACUCAUUGGGGAUGCAGCCCACAGAGUCCAUCCACUUGCAGGACAAGGUGCCAACAUGGGCUUUGGGGAUAUCUCCAGCUUGCUCCAUCACCUCAGGACUGCAGCCUUCAAUGGGAAAGACUUAGGCUCCAUGAGCCACCUCACAGCUUAUGAAACAGACAGACAGCGUCACAACACUGCUCUUCUGGCUGCUACUGACCUACUGAAACGGCUGUAUUCUACCAGUGCCACCCCACUGGUGCUGCUCAGGACGUGGGGCUUGCAGGCUACAAAUGCAGUAUCUCCGCUCAAAGAACAGAUUAUGGCCUUUGCAAGCAAAUGAAUGCUCCUCUUCUAGAUCUUUUCCCAAGACCAUCACGUAUUUUCAAGAUUUAAUUUAAUAAAUUUACAUUAGAAUUCUGCAGUCUCUUUUUCUCCUCUGCUUAAUGGACCUGUGGAGCUCAAAUAAUGAGUGAUUAUUUGCUGUGAGGCGGGCAUAUACCAAGCCAAGAAAAAAACCCCAAAGGAAGACUAUGAUUUGAUUGAAAAAAGAACUUUUUAAUUACUAAAAAAAUUGCUAUGGUGCUGUCUCCUUCAUUUUCACUUGUUAGCAGUCCUUUCUAAAGAGAAGAUUUAUACAAUUAAAAAAAAUGCUGGUUGUAAAUUUAUACAGUUUUUUGAUAAAGAAUUAGAAAUAGUCAAUUGAUGCAUUUUUGUUAGAAUUGCUGUUUUAAAAUUAGUAACACUAGAAUGCAAAAUAAACACAAAUUGCUUUAACCUUUAUUAUAGGUAUAUUAGACUUUCUGAAAAGAAAACCAAAUCUUAAAAUGCUAGUUACUAUUUCCUCAUCACAGCACCGUAUUUCAUGUAUGGUUCCUCUGUGGGACACCACUGUCUAUUCUGUAAUAAAACAAUAAAUAAUUUCAUUGCACAGAUUUAAAGACCUCAGGAACCAGGUCAAAAGGAAAAAUCUGAUUAGCAGCAGAAUUUGUUCAUGUUUGGUUGCAGGCUGGUGCCAGCCUGGGUGGGGGUGGGUUGUUUUACUGUGUACUUUAGAAGCGGUUACCUCACAGUACGAGAGAUACCUGUCAAAGAGAGUUUUGGAUCCAUUAGAUUUGUAUACCACAAACAAACAACAUCUUGCCCAGAAGUCUGAUUUGCAGUUGAAAGGAGAAGAUAACAGUCUGCUUUUGACCCAACCUAAGCUAUUCUUGGGAAAUAUUUUUAGGGAAUGGAAAAUUUGUUACCAUAGGGGAGCUUUUCAGGUAAAUGCAGAAAAUAUAUAAGAUACUAAAAAAAUGUGAAUGUCACAAAACUUCCUGGAAUCUCAGGAAAAAAAAUGUGCCCAGAAUGAAAGAUGGCAGCUACUGGAAAAAGCUGUGUGACUACUGGCAGAGUCCAGAAAGGUCACUGUAGGGAGAAAAGGUCAUCUUUCAUAAAAAAAUGGAAAGGUAGCCCAGGUAUGAAGAACAUGGACUCUACAAAAGUAUGCAAACAGAAUCAGGCAAGACAUGAAGAAUUUUAAGGCACACCUUGCAAGGACCUCCAUAACCCACAGUGUUUUUCAUAUGAUGAUGAUAACACACACACAAAAUCCACUAUGUGCCAGGCCAUGUCCUAGUAUUUGAAAUAUAUAACACAUUUACAGAAAGAAAAGCUAACCAUCAAGAUCAGACCUUGUAGGACUCUUAAUAAGAGGCCCAAAAGGUACACUAGGGGCAAAAAGGACAUUACAGACAAAUUGUUUUUUCUAAGAAAUAAAAAGUCUCAUUCCAAAUUGCUCCUGUAAUGGAUAAACUGGUUAAUUCUCUAGAUAGUCUAAUCAAGAUUAUCAGAAAAUAUGUAGAUACAUUUCUGAGUUAUAAUGUAUCUACCCAAGAGUUCUGAAAGUAUUUGGGAUGACUGAAGGAGUCUGCUGAACAAUAUGUGGCCUUUAUAAGAAAAGCGUCAAAGACAAGCUGUGGUGAUAAAGACCAGGAAAUCUUACCUCUGAACCCAUCAAGCUGGAGGAGUCUUUAGUGAACACAGCUUAUCUCUUGGGAAAACUUGGUUUCUAAUAGGAAAUUGUCUCCCCCUAAUCUUGUAGAACAGCAUUUUGUCUAUGAUGUCUGGUUCUAACACCAUACUCUUGACACAGAUGGGAAGGGGUCUAGAAGUCAAGUGAUAAUAUUAAAAAGAAUGUGAAGGACUCGGGAGAAGUUUUCUUCAGAAGACCGAAAGGCUGUGGAAGGAGGGAGUAGAGCAGAACUAAGACUACUGAGAAGGAGGGAUUUUUUUAACAUCAGUGCAAUCCCAAAGUGGAAUGAGUUGUCUGGAAGCAUGCCUACACAGAAGCUGAAUGACAACCAUUUAGAAGUGUUAAGGGAGUUCUAGCAAUGGGUAGAAGAUUGGAUUGAUUAUAUCUUUGGGCCGUUUCCAACUCUAGAUUCUAUUAUUUCACUCUGUAUUAGCAUUUUUGGAGGAAGAGACAGUAGGUAUAAAGGUGACCUUAGUAUAAUUAAAAAUCACUGUGAAGGGCUUCCCUGGUGGCGCAGUGUUUAGGAGUCCGCCUGCCAAUGCAGGGGACAUAGGUUCGAGCCCUGGUCUGGGAGGAUCCCACAUGCUGCGGAGCAACUAAGCCCAUGAGCCACAACCACUGAGGCUGCGCUCUAGAGCCCACGAGCCACAACUACUGAGCCCAUGCAUCUAGAGCCAGUGCCCCACAACGAGAAGCCACCGCAAUGAGAAGCCUGCGCACCGCAACAAAGAGUAGCCCCCACUCGCCACAACUAGAGGGAGCCUGCGUGCAGCAAUGAAGACCCAAUACAGCCAAAAAUAAUAAAACUAAAAAAAAAAACAAUCGCUGUGAAGAAGAAAAAAUUCCACAUUGAAUUGAAAAACUAAAAUUUGGGGGGAUGAGGG
This is a messenger RNA of Physeter macrocephalus (sperm whale), 4022 nucleotides long. RefSeq names its product coenzyme Q6, monooxygenase (gene COQ6). NCBI's taxonomy places the organism in Eukaryota, Metazoa, Chordata, Mammalia, Artiodactyla, Physeteridae. The transcript has 12 exons. Gene Ontology annotation, cellular component: mitochondrion. Gene Ontology annotation, biological process: ubiquinone biosynthetic process. Bases 37 to 1464 code for a protein of 475 amino acids. The record is from RefSeq and is a predicted model, not a curated record. Gene Ontology annotation, molecular function: oxidoreductase activity, acting on paired donors, with incorporation or reduction of molecular oxygen, NAD(P)H as one donor, and incorporation of one atom of oxygen; 2-octaprenyl-6-methoxyphenol hydroxylase activity; FAD binding.